Messenger RNA from Aspergillus fumigatus Af293, 1116 nucleotides. Its product is annotated as putative acid phosphatase. The record is from RefSeq and is a predicted model, not a curated record. Gene Ontology annotation, molecular function: phosphatase activity. NCBI's taxonomy places the organism in Eukaryota, Fungi, Ascomycota, Eurotiomycetes, Eurotiales, Aspergillaceae. Gene Ontology annotation, biological process: dephosphorylation.
AUGCCAAAGAUCAAAUCGGAUACGGAAGAUAUGUAUCUUCGCGCCACGCCUAUCCCUCGAGCUCUGGAGUCUCUCCAACAAGCCUUCUGGGGCAUGUACCCGGCCAGUGCUCGUACGCAAGACUUCCCUCCACCGGUGAUUGUUGCUCGCUCUUUCUCGGAUGAGACACUCUUUCCUAAUGAGGGUAACUGCCGACGGUUCAGGCAACUGGCCCGGCUGUUCGCUGAUCGUGCCGCGAAAAGAUGGAACGAUUCCGAACAAAUGAACUAUCUCAACAGCCUCUGGUCUAAGUGGAUGCCCGAAGCCUCUCCCCGAAUCGCCGUUGACUCCCAUCCCCGCCUCUCCGGUAUCCAAGACACGAUCAACGCGACCGAUGCCCAUGGGCCCGCCACGAGACUACCCGCGGAGUUCUAUGACAAGAAAGCCCGCGAGUACACCAACACCAUCGCCGUCGACGAGUGGUUCGCAGGAUAUGCGGAGAGUAGGGAAUACCGGAAACUCGGGAUCGGCGCCCUGAUGGGCGACGUAGUCGACCGUAUGGUCAACGCCGCUGCCAACGGCGGCUGGCGCAGCGAGCGCUCCGCGUCUGGCUCGUCCACGGAGAACGGCAAGGCGAUCAAGUUCGCCAUGAGUGGGUGCCACGAUACCACCCUCGCCGCUAUCCUGGGCAGCGUGGGCGCCUUUGACGCCAAAUGGCCGCCUUUCACCUCUUCGAUCGCUAUUGAACUCUUCUCCCGGGUGGAGAACCAACCUCCAUCGUCACCUUCCCCGUCCGCCAAGCAAAGGAGUCUCGUCUCGUACCUCACGGGGCAUGAUGCCGUGCCCUCGUCCAACACGGACCGCACCCCGCUUUCCUCUCUGCCAAACUCAACCCGGCAGGCAUUGCAAAACCACUACGUGCGUAUUCGAUACAAUGACGUCCCGGUCCGGAUUCCCGGCUGCGCAGCGAAAGCGGAGAACCAUCUCCCUGGCGACGAGACCUUCUGCACGCUUGAUGCAUUUAAGCAGAUCGUGGAUAAGUUCACGCCCAAGAACUGGAGGGAGGAGUGUGUACAGAAUCUGGGGGAGGGACUGUACGGUAAGGACGAUGCGGAGAAGGCUGUUGCCGGGUUCUAG